Molecule: messenger RNA, 1882 nt
Organism: Cryptotermes secundus
Lineage: Eukaryota; Metazoa; Arthropoda; Insecta; Blattodea; Kalotermitidae
Gene: UK114
Product: 2-iminobutanoate/2-iminopropanoate deaminase
Exons: 5
Coding region: 1-498 (165 amino acids)
Cellular component (GO): cytosol
Molecular function (GO): deaminase activity
Source: RefSeq, a predicted model, not a curated record
AUGGGGAGAUUGGGGCCCACCCGGCUUCCUAUCAGAUCGAUACCAGGGUCUCUUUAUCCAGGACCAUAUUGGCUGCGUGUGCAGAUAACUGUUUGCCUCCAACUAACAUGUUCAGUUUAUAUUUGUACACGUAUUUACUUUUAUUGCAGUCAGGCAGUUGUAAUAGACAACACUGUGUAUUUGUCUGGAGUUCUUGGUUUGGAUCCAAGCACAAACAAGUUGGUUGAUGGAAACACUGUUGCCCAAGCCAAGCAAGCCUUCAUUAAUAUGAAGAACAUUCUGGAAGCAGCAAAUUCUAGUUAUGAUAAUGUUGUGAAAGCUACGGUUCUCCUUGCAGACAUAAAUGACUUCGCUGAAGUGAAUAAAAUUUAUAAACAAUAUUUCAAAGAACCAUAUCCCGCAAGGACGGCAUACCAAGUAGCAAAGCUUCCAUUGGAUGCAAAAAUUGAAAUUGAAGCCAUUGCAGUGGUUGGAGAAAUAGUAGACCACUCUUCCUGACUAGGAAAUGCAAAAUUGUAAGGAAUGUGGGGAUAUGAAUUGAGUCUCUCAGUGCUCAGCUGUAUCUGUAAAGUGUGAGAGAGCAUUUAAAUAUAAGGGGCAUUAUUCUCAUUGGGGCAUUUAUUGAAUAGUUGUAGGAAACAUUAAAUAUACCAUAAUACUUUGAAUAUAAGAAUAUACGUUUUUUUCCCCCCCAUUGCAUCAUUGAGGUACAUCUUAAAUUCGAGGAAUGUGCACCUUUCUAAUUUGUUUUCCCCUAAAACCCACAGUCACAAACUGGAUGUGCCUUAAAUUCAAAGGCGUCUUAUAUUCGAUGUAAUACGAUAUUUUAUAUCAUAUAACGAUAUUUUAGAACAAAUUGAACAAUUUUUUAUAUGUUUGCUUUGAAGAUCUGGCAGCAAUGACUGUGAAGUUUACUGUCAUUAAGGGUGUGACACAGCAUAGUCUGGUAGAUUGCUAAUUUAUAUUUUGGCAAAAUCUGCUCUGUCAGUCUUCUACCCUGAAGAUGGAAGCAGCAGGAUCAUAUGAAUUGUUGAUCAACCAGGUUGCACAGCAUCACACCCCUGAAGACAGGGAUUUCCAAUUGUUUUCUGCCUCUUUUGGAGAACUGUAGAUGAGUUUAAUAAAUUUAAUAUAAAUCCGAGAUCGAAAAUUUUGUAUCACCCAAUAUUUUCAUGUUAAAAUUAUCAUAAUUUGACAUACAAGAGCUAUAAGAUAGCCAGCCAGAUAUGAUGUGGUGUUUUGACUAACCAGUGCUAAAUGUGACAGUGUCCUGACCGAUUAUCCAAGUCACAUUUGGCUUUAUAUGAAUCAGCAGCUACACACUUGCCACUGUCAAAGCCAAAUCUUUGCAAGACAUUACACACUGUCAUGUUUUUCCUUUUCAGAGAGAUCAGAUAGAACGUUUUCAUAAUCUGCGCAUAAAAAUGCACUGAAAUCACCCAGAUAGUGUUAUGGAAUGCAAUUAAAGUUCUUAGAGAAUUCUGACAUAUGAUUUUUAAUGAAUGUAAUAUUAGCUGUUAAUGAAAAUUCUAACAAUUUUGAUGAGAAACAUUUUUAUACACUCCACAAACUGUACAAUGACUUUUAUGAGACUUUUUUAAGAGUCGUGAUAUGUGCCAUUCUGAAUGGUUAAACAAUAGAUCUGGUGCUUGGAAUAUUCACAGAAGGAAAACAUGGAAUCAUUAAAAAUGAAAUACUAUUAACAGUAGUUUCUUUAACAGGAGAAUUUCUUGUUGUCCUCUUGAUGAAUUGCCACUUUUUAUGCUAUGUGAAAUUUCUGUUCUGUCUUUUGAAGUAAAGAGCCUUCAUGAAAUAUGCUUGUCUGUCGUCUUCUCAUAUUCUGUAUAUUUUCUGAUUUUAAUAUAUGUUGUCUCCUACAGAA